Molecule: messenger RNA, 1326 nt
Organism: Suillus paluster
Lineage: Eukaryota; Fungi; Basidiomycota; Agaricomycetes; Boletales; Suillaceae
Product: 2-nitropropane dioxygenase
Exons: 5
Coding region: 160-1146 (328 amino acids)
Molecular function (GO): nitronate monooxygenase activity
Source: RefSeq, a predicted model, not a curated record
GUUUCACGUUGCUCGGCUCUCUUUUACCAUCUCGAACUAUGUCUCCUUCAAUCUCUACACCAAUUACCGAGCUCUUUGGGAUCAAACAUCCCAUAUUGCUGGCAGGUACGUGUUAUGGCACUGGUGUUACCCUCCUGAGAUGCCCAUGACUUUGUAGGCAUGAACGUUGCGGCUGGUCCUGAACUGGCAGCCGCAGUGACGAAUGCAGGUGGACUAGGUGUUAUUGGUGGGCAUGGCUAUACCCCGAAGGUGCUCAGGCAGCAGAUUCGAGCCAUCAAGGAUGACUUAAAGGAUCCAAAUGCACCGUUUGGGGUCGACCUACUCAUCCCUCAGGUCGGUGGAAAUGCAAGGAAAACAAAUUAUGAUUACCAGAAUGGGAAACUGAACGAGCUUGUUGAUAUCAUCAUUGAGGAGAAAGCCUCUCUUUUCGUCUGCGCUGUCGGUGUCCCGCCACAGGAUAUAGUCGAUAAGUUGCAUGCCGCUGGCAUACCCGUCAUGAACAUGGUCGGACAUCCCAAGCACGUUCCAAAAGCGCUCGCCAUGGGCGUCGAUUUAAUUUGUGCUCAGGCCGGUGAAGGCGGUGGCCACACAGGAGACAUCCCCGCAUCAAUCCUUAUUCCCGCGGUUGUCGACGCAUGCCGGGGACACAUUUCUCCGCUGACGAAGAAGCCGGUGUACGUCAUCGGUGCCGGUGCUGUGUACGAUGGGCGCGGACUCGCCGCAAAUUUAGCGUGGGGAGCACAAGGGGUGUGGGUAGGCACUAGAUUCGUUGCAGCAACGGAAGCAGGUGCACCCAAGGCACACAAAGAUGCCCUGGUAACUGCGGGAUAUGAGGACGCCAUCACGACCUUGAUUUUCACCGGUCGACCCCUCCGAGUCAGGAGAACGCCCUACGUCGAAGACUGGAAUAACAACCGCCAGGCCGAGAUUAAGGAACUAACAUCCAAGGGUAUUAUUCCUGCUACCUGGGACGUUGAACAACACCCAGAGAAGUCGCUGCAGGCUAGAACAUUCUUGAUAGGAAGAGUUGCAGCGCUCAUCAAUGAUGUGCUGCCUGCUCAGCAGAUUGUGGAUGAGAUGGUGUCAGAUGCAGUGAAGAUACUGCAGCACGGCGCGUCGCUAGUUGUGACUAAAGCGAAGCUAUAGGUUACUAUAUAUGAUAUACCUCUACUCUAUGCAUCUGUAGAGUACUUUUCUUCGUCUUAAAGUUUUGUGUGUAGAUCCCAAAUCCGCCCGAUCGUAUUUGUCCCAGAUCACCAUGACGAUCGGUCCACCGUAAUCCAUGCGCACGUGUGAGUACCACGUGAUAUCCCGCACACGUCGCGU